Dictyostelium purpureum is the source of this 426-nucleotide messenger RNA. RefSeq names its product RNA polymerase II core subunit. The record is from RefSeq and is a predicted model, not a curated record. Gene Ontology annotation, biological process: DNA-templated transcription. Lineage: Eukaryota; Evosea; Eumycetozoa; Dictyosteliales; Dictyosteliaceae. The transcript is spliced from 3 exons. Gene Ontology annotation, molecular function: DNA-directed RNA polymerase activity. Gene Ontology annotation, cellular component: RNA polymerase I complex; RNA polymerase II, core complex; RNA polymerase III complex. The coding region runs from base 1 to 426 and encodes 141 amino acids.
AUGUCAUCAAUUCUUUUUGAAGAUACCUUUGAAGUUAAAGAAAUUGAUCCAGAUGGAAAAAAAUUCGAUAGAACUUCAAGAUUUGUUUGUUAUAGUGAAAAUUACGAAAUGGAUUUACAAAUUGAUAUUGCAACACAUAUUUACCCAUUGGGUCACGAAAGAUUCAAAUUACUUUUAGCAUCAUCAUUAAAUUUAGAUGGCUCAGCCGACACUGGUUCAUAUGACACAAAUAAACCAUCUUUAGCAGAUAAAUAUGAAUAUGUUAUGUAUGGUAAAGUUUUUAAAUAUCAAAAAGAAAAUUCAUCAUCAAAAGUUUCUGUUUUUGCAUCAUUUGGUGGAUUAUUAAUGCUUCUUCAAGGUGACCCAAGAUAUUUACCAGGUAUCGAGUUAGAUGCUCGUAUUUAUUUAUUAAUAAAGAAAGCUUAG